AUGAAGAAAGAUAUAAUAGCUAUUCAGAAAAAACUCGGUAUUAAUGCCAAAGCAAAUCAAGAAGCAGUGCAUCAAAGAAAGGAAGAGAUAACACUUGCCGAUUCAUAUGAGUUGUUUUUAGACUUGGUGGGAGAUAUGUUACCAAUACAGGAGGAACUCAAUAUCGAAGGCAGUCCCAUCCUAGAAGUGGAACUUAGGAGUUAUAAAGCUUCUAAGGAUAUUUCAUAUGGAGAAAUAUAUAAUUUACUUUUAUACCUGGAAGAGGAAAUAAUAGUAAUUCAGAAUGAACUCGGCAUUAUUGGUUAUUCUAAUCAAGAAAGGGCGAAAACAGUUGAUGAAAACAUAAGAGCACAUCUCAAAAAGCUUGAGGAAUUCCACGGUCCUUUAGAAGAUGAUCCAGUUGUGAUAUUACUGAAAUAUGGUGAAAUGAGAAUAGAGAAAAUUCGGGUUACUGAAGAGGGGCAUUCGCUAUUUCCAAAUCUUACCCCUCAACAAUUGCACGAAAUAUUAGUCUAA
Molecule: messenger RNA, 516 nt
Organism: Acaulospora colombiana
Lineage: Eukaryota; Fungi; Glomeromycota; Glomeromycetes; Diversisporales; Acaulosporaceae
Source: the annotation of a GenBank genome assembly